GAGGAGUUAAAGGAGCUUGCAUCGGUCCCUGUGUCGUCUCCAGAAGGCUUAGCGUUCCAGAGGAAACAGAUGGGAUAAGAAAACCAGGGGAUCUAAUUACUGAAGCUUAAUCAGCAAUCCAAGGCCCGUCCAGAACCCAGUCGCAAGCCUCAAGCCGCUACUCCUCACAGUUUCUCUUUCAGAGGUAUUCGUCUGAGACUUGAGACAGCUACAUCUGUUUAACAUGGAGAACGAGGAAGAUGAAGAUGAAAUCUUUACCACAUUUCAGGGAGGAUAUGAAGGGCAGGAAGAUGUGGAGGAGCAGGAGGAAGACGAGCAAGAGGAAGAGGAUCCAGAGGCUGAGAGGAAGAGCAGUUGGGAUGUCCCAAUUCCAAGUCAAUCACUGGCUAGUCGCAGAGCUUCACUUCCAUGUCCGGCUCAGCUGAAUGCGAUGCAUCUGAGCCGUCUGCAUGCUGCGACCACAAGCCCUAGCCCGGCGUACCUGAGCCACUGGCUUCAGAGCGGUGAGGCGAGGCCGUGCUCUCGCUCCAGCCAUGUUGCCAAUAGUGAGGAGGGAACACACACCAAGAGCAGCUUGUGUGAAAGACACCCGCAUGCCAUCCAAACCAUCCCUGAGGUGCUUGAGCCUCUGGAGAGAAAAGCUCGGUUUAGGAGCCACAAUGUCAUGUCUCUGAGUGAUGCGGACAGUUUGUGUCUGAUCUGCCAUGACAACCUACGCAAAGGAGGAGGAGUUAUCAGAGAGCUUCACUGUUCCCACAGCUUCCACACUGAGUGCAUAGAGGAAUGGCAAUGGACUAAGCAGACCUGUCCCACGUGUCAAAAGCAUGUUGCCAUGCCAGAGCCCCUGUACUGGACAUCAACCAGAGUAAUAGUGCCCUGAGCUCUUCUAGCACCCAUUCAAACUAGCUUGGACAUCAGAUGGGUAACCAAAACAUCAGACACGAUGGUGCAUAACUAACAACGCAGCUAUUUCCUACAAAAAAAAAAAAGGUGGUCAUAUGACUAAUCACAAAGAGGAGAUUUUGCUAUUCAGGAGAAACAGAUUGGUAGAGCAUUUCUUUGUAUAUAGGCUAAAUGACUUUAACAUCACUAAAUGUAAAAUUGUUUUUUAAAAUCAUAUUUACAUAUUAAGAAAAUGUUAUUUUCUAAUGUGUAUAUCUUUUUCUGCAGAAAUGUAAGCAAACUGAACAAGUUGUAUGAAGUAUGAAUUUUAAAAUGUACCUCACUAUAUUUGUAAGUAAUUCAAAGUAGGCCUACUGGCAAUGUUCUGUUUUCAAAACAUGUAACUAAUGUAAUACUAUCAACAAAAGUGCAGGCCUGUAUUUACCAGGUGUGUACUUGAGUAAAUGUGCUUCUUUACUAUUCUUAAAGGGUUAGUUCACCCAAAAAUUCACUCAGAUUCCAUCAAAAAUAUCUUAAUUUGUGUUCUGAAGAUGAACGAAGCUCUUAUGGGGUUGAAAUGACAUGAGGGUGAGUAAUUAAUGACAAUUUUCAUUUUUGGGUGAACUAACCCUUUAAGUACUACUUGGGGAAUUUGAACGUUAUUUUAGUUCAUACAGUAUUUCACUGGUCAUCCUGACAGAAUUAUGAUGAAUCUGACUGAAACAAGUCAAAAUCACAUUCCUGUGAUGUUUACUAAACUUUUAUUGAAAACAGCCAAUAAAACCUGUUUUAAUGUCGUCAU
Molecule: messenger RNA, 1684 nt
Organism: Cyprinus carpio (common carp)
Lineage: Eukaryota; Metazoa; Chordata; Actinopteri; Cypriniformes; Cyprinidae
Biological process (GO): ubiquitin-dependent protein catabolic process
Cellular component (GO): cytoplasm
Molecular function (GO): ubiquitin protein ligase activity
Source: RefSeq, a predicted model, not a curated record